CUUUGGACCGGCCUACUGUCUGUCUUAAUUUUAUCCCAGCUACAUUGUUUUGGUCCGCGAUGGGCGGGUCCAUUGUGCUUCGUCAUUCUUCGCUCCUCCGACUCUAUAUGAGUCCAUUCUACAUUGGAUUCAUUACAAUACAACACUAGUAAUAGGUAACACCGUGUGCCAUAACCGUGUUAUAACAUAUACACAACACCAUGUCCUCAUCUCAUAUACCGGAUGGGGACUGCCUGUUCUGCUGCAUCACCACCAAGGAGAAGGAAACCGAGAUUAUUCUGACCGAUGAUGAACUCGUGUGUUUUCGUGACUCGAAGCCCGGAGCCCGACACCACUUCCUGGUUGUUCCCAGAUCUCACUUGGGGAACUGCUCGUCGCUUCAGAGGGAACACAUACCACUUGUAGAGCAGAUGAAAGAGAUGGGAAGAAAAGUUUUGGAAAACAACAAAAUAAGUGACCUUCAGGAUGUCAGGAUGGGCUUCCAUUUGCCUCCCUUCUCCUCUGUGCCACACCUCCACCUCCACGUUUUGGCCCCCGCCAGUGAGAUGAACAGCAGGUCCCUGAGUCGCUACGGGCCCCAGUCCUACUGGUUCAUCACGGUGGACAACGUACUUCAUCAACUGAACACUCAAGGAAAAGUCAAAUGAAGAUAUUAACACACUUUUGAGUUAUUAAUCACUAUGUGUGUGACAGUUAAAACAGGGGAUAUAUAUUGAUAUAUAUUAAGUUCAAAAUGUAUGUAACUAUGUAUGUGUAUCUUUGUUAAAUAAAACUGCUCUUCUAAAUGGC
Molecule: messenger RNA, 789 nt
Organism: Gadus macrocephalus (Pacific cod)
Lineage: Eukaryota; Metazoa; Chordata; Actinopteri; Gadiformes; Gadidae
Product: adenosine 5'-monophosphoramidase HINT3-like
Exons: 5
Coding region: 201-647 (148 amino acids)
Molecular function (GO): catalytic activity
Source: RefSeq, a predicted model, not a curated record